Molecule: messenger RNA, 1048 nt
Organism: Cicer arietinum (chickpea)
Lineage: Eukaryota; Viridiplantae; Streptophyta; Magnoliopsida; Fabales; Fabaceae
Source: RefSeq, a predicted model, not a curated record
ACGAAUAAAGUGAAUGGGCAUCAUUAUCAUCAUCAUCAUCAUCAUCAAUUUUUGUUGUUGUGAUUAAAACGCAAACUUGAAUAGAAUAAAAGGAAGGAAAAUUUGAUUCGAAGAUCGUUGGUAAUUUUUGUGGGUGGAAUUGAAUUGAUUUUGAAUUGAGAAAAAAUGGGAAGAGGAAAAUUCAAGAGCAAGCCCACCGGCCGCCGCCACUUUUCCACCCACGAAGACAUCCUUGCUGGAACCUCUAGCCGUCCUCGAUCUUUUAGACAGAAAGAAGCUGAGAAUGAAGCUGAAGAACCUAAGGAAGAAUCUGGGGAUGAAUCUGGUGAAGAAGCCGAUGAAGAUACUAGAAAGAAUAAAGGAACUCAAGGGAUUAUUGAGAUUGAAAAUCCUAACUUGGUAAAGCCAAAGAACUUGAAAGCUAGAGACGUUGAUGUUGAAAAGACAACUGAACUUUCAAGGCGUGAAAGAGAAGAGAUAGAGAAACAGAGAGCUCAUGAACGCUAUAUGAGGCUGCAAGAGCAAGGAAAAACUGAACAAGCAAAGAAAGAUUUAGAACGAUUAGCUCUUAUACGUCAGCAAAGGGCAGAAGCUGCUAAAAAGCGUGAUGAAGAGAAAGCUGCCAAAGAGCAAAAGAAGACUGAAGCACGCAAGUGAAUGUCGUGUGGCCGAACCUUACUUGAAUUAGUAGGCUGAAUAUAUUCUCUCACUACUCUUAAAUAUUGUGUCCGUUUAAUGGCUCUUACGGUGUUACCAUUCCAAGUUGGUAAUAUGUAAUGCAAUUAUUCCAGUCGAGCAUCAUGUGGCUUGAAAUCUUGAUUAAAUAAACACUUUUCUUCACAUCGAGCCGGGGGAUAGUUUAGAAUUUUUUUACCCCUGGACACCCUCCAUUUAGCACUGCAAAAUUUUGGGAAAGUGGGGGGUGUUCUAAUUUAUAAAAUUGCAUUCUCAUAUUUGUUUUCAUCAUGAUGGUGAAAGUUUUGGUUCUAUUGGGAGUAUUAUAUGUGCUUAGCUUUUCUAUGUGUUUGUUGCUAUUUGUUAUUUGCUA